Molecule: messenger RNA, 4661 nt
Organism: Phasianus colchicus (ring-necked pheasant)
Lineage: Eukaryota; Metazoa; Chordata; Aves; Galliformes; Phasianidae
Gene: PABIR2
Product: PABIR family member 2
Molecular function (GO): protein serine/threonine phosphatase inhibitor activity
Source: RefSeq, a predicted model, not a curated record
AUGAGGAGCCGCGGCGGGCGGCGGCAGUGAAUGGGCGUCGCGGCGGAGCGGGAGGAGCCGGAGCCGCAGCCGCCGCGAUGGCUCAGGAGAAAAUGGAGCUGGACCUGGAGCUGCCGCCGGGGAGCGCCGCGGCCCCGAGCGACGGCGGCGGGCUGAGGAGAUCCAACAGCGCCCCCCUCAUCCACGGGCUCAGUGAUAGCUCCCAGGUUUUUCAGCCUUACGUGUUGCGAACUCGCAGGAACAGCACAACAGUUACCAGCCGGCACAGCAUGUUGCUGUCAUCAUCUCCUAUUCGUAUUCCUAGUAGUCGACUUCAUCAGAUCAGAAGGGAGGAAGGAGUGGAUUUAAUGAACAGAGAAACAGCGCAUGAAAGGGAAGUGCAAACAGCAAUGCAGAUAAGCCAAUCAUGGGAGGAGAGCUUGAGCCUGAGUGACAAUGACUUGGACAAGUCUGAGAAAUCUUCCUCCCCAAAGAGAAUUGACUUCAUUCCAGUUUCGCCUGCACCCUCGCCUACAAGAGGAAUAGGAAAGCAAUGUUUUUCACCGUCAUUGCAAAUGUUUGUGAGCAGCAAUGGAUUACCUCCAAGUCCUAUUCCCAGUCCAACAAGGCGAUUCUCCAACAGGAGGAGUCAAAGUCCAAUCAACUGUAUCAGGCCCAGUGUUCUCGGCCCCAUUAAAAGGAAAGGUGAAAUGGAAACUGAAAGUCAGCCAAAGAGACUUUUUCAAGGAACAACCAACAUGCUUUCUCCAGAUGUUACACAUCUGACGGAUCUCAGUUCAUGCCUGUCUUCAGAUAUUCUUGAUGGGAGUAGCAGCAGUGUUGGCUCUUCCUCUGAUUCACUGACUAAAGGCAGCAUAACCACUGAGUCGCCAGUUACAUGCUCAAACUCAUGCUCUUCAUUCAUUUUGAUGGAUGAUCUCUCACCUAAGUGACUUAAUCAGUUCUGAGUCAGUGUUUGGCCGUGCUGUUCCCUUGCUGUACAGAGAAAUGAACUCUGAUCCUUGAACCAUUAAUAUGAGGAUUGUUAAAUGGAAAAUUAGUGUAACUGUAAUCCUUGGAAACUUUCCAGUGAUUUUGAUUUAUCCAUUUAAUGGACAUUGUAGACCAUAUUAAUGUCUGGUUUUGCUGAUUUUAUUUUUUAAACAAAUGUCUGCUCAGAUUAUACUAACUUUUUGCUUUUGAGAACUUGCAUACACUUCUUAUUCUGAGAUAGGUAUCUACCUAUUAGUGUUGCAAUAUUGAGAAAAAUACUUCUAUCGUUAUCGUGGUCGCUGUGUCUAGGGAAAUAAUUUGGUUCUGAAGGAUUUGAAAAUACUAAUUUAUUUUCUGGCUCUUCAACCAGUAAGUAAAACUAUUUUCCUGACUUUUUUUUUUUUUAAAUUCAGGCACUAGCCUCAAGUUCUUUGCAGAAGGGAGAAGAAAGAUGUUAACGCUGCUAGUAAUUUUCAUUACAGGAGAGCAUGGUGGGUCUGGAAAUCUCACCUUUACAUUACAAAAACCAAGAAAAUAGUGAAUGACUGUCACUUUUGCUGGCAGUGAAGAAAUAACAGUAUAAAUGAACGUGAUUAAAAUAGCUGCACAGUUCUCUCCCCACGCUCUUCAUCCUAUGGAUUAUAUGAAAUAAGGUCAAUAUUUAGCAACAUUUGGCCAAGGAGAAUUAAUCCAUGCCUCGAUCUAAGACAUACCAUGCAGAUAACUAAGUUAUUAAAACUACUGUGUAGGAGAACAUGUAUGGCACCAUCAAUGUCUCCUGUGGCAUUGAGGUCAUAGGUAUUUUUGUGCCUUAGGGGACAUUGUUACAAAAUUAUGGAAUGUAAACCGGAGGGGUGGGUGGGAAACGUCCUUUGUGUACAGCUUGUUGAUAGCGUGCUUACCAGAAUCUGUCAUCAGUGCUGCUUUCUUAGUGUUCCUUUCCAAGGAAAGUGCUCCGUUGCGAGGUGCUGUGGGCAAUCCCAACGAGCUGGCAGCCUGUGCAGUAACUUUGGAAGCUGCUGCAUUCAGCGCUUAUGCCUUUGUAACGAGCAGGGCAGAUGGCGAAGUGAACGUUGGAUUUCUAACAGAAGACUUCAAAGCUGAGGUUGAGUGGAAGCUCUGCAGGUUUGUUUGGCUUAGGAGUUACGUUGGAGCCGUGACUCGUCGUGAUACAGUACUUUGGUCAGUCUGAAGUAAGACAACAGAGAAUUUACUUUUUAAAGACUUUAACGGGGCAAAAUAAAUCUGUUUGUAAUCUACUGUGUUAUGCUAUUUAUUAUUUAUAACUCUGUAAAAAGUCUGUGGUGAUGAAUUAUAGUAUUUUUUUAUGAUUGAAUAAGUUUUUUAUGUUCAGUACUUGCUGGCUGGUUUGUAUUUAAUACGCAACGUUGUCUGCCAGAACCAUAAGCUUCCAUUUCUGAAUGUUUGUAACAUAAAUGCUUUUGUUAUCUCUAAGUACAACUUCUGAUCUUUUUUGAAAGAAAAUAGCACUGACUUUAAAGUGAGAUAACGUGCUUCAAAAGUGGGCACAAUGUCUGGCAAUACUGUCUGGCUAAAAGGGACAGGAAGAGAUCCAUCGUCCCUUCUGUUCUGAAGAAGCUGUUGAGUUUGCAGAAGGUGUGUACCUACCACAUUAUUUCUAACAGUGUUCUCAUUCAAUUGUAAGAAGUACCGUGAUGGGCCAACGGCAGCACUGUUCUUUGUGUUACCAUUUUCACCUGUGGAGCGUUAGUUCCCCGCCUCCAAUAAAUGUGCAUAUUGUAAUAUAUUGUCCUUUGGUGCCAUUUUUAAAUGAGCUCUGCAGUACGGAAUGUUAAUUUUAUUUGUAUAUGCCCAGUGCUAUUUCUUCAAUUUUGGAUGUCUUAAAUUGCUUAAUUAUUUUUUUAUUCAUGCUUGUAUCUUCUCUGCCUUCUUGUUGCUGAAGAGGGCUGCUUUUACAUUUGCAAAACUGUCGAUAAACGGUCUGUGAUGAAAUUCAACCUGUUACCUGUGCCCCACUUUGGUUAUACUGUGCUUUACUGGUUCUGUGAUCUAGAAACCCGGGCAAAGGGUGGCAGAGGGGGGGAACUAUUGCAUGCUUUCUUAAAUCAGAAGAGCAUAGCUGUCGCUUAUUUUGGGCUGACUUACCUGUACAAUUGAUGUAUUCCAGAUUUGUUUGUUAGUGGAGAGUCCUAUAGAAGUGCUGGCCUUUGUAAACGUUAGAAUGUAAGCUUCAUAAAGCAAACGCACAAAUAUUGACUCUUGUUACAGCAUCUUUUUAGCGUUCUGGCUAUUCUCCACUCUUCAGAAGGCAUUGCUCUUUUAUAAAAUAUAUAUACAAUACACACGUGCUUUGUCUGUUGUUUCAGAAUGAAGUGUCUUACUGUAAUUGUAACAGGUCCCCUCUGGGACUGCGUUCUGAUCCGUACCCAGCUGUAAUGCUAUUUGUUUGUGUUAGAACUGACUGGGGGAAGGCUUCUACUCUAGCAGCUGAUGUUUGCACUUUGCAUGUGAGUUUCUGCUGCUUACGGAAUCAGCCUUGAUUGCAGUGGAAAGGUUAGGACAGGGCGCUCCGCAUACGCCGACUGCAAGUUGGAGCUGAGGAUUUAUUAACUGCCUGGUGUGUAAUGAAUUAGAUAGCACGUCGGGGAGGAGCACCAGCUGGUGCCGGGAGGCAGCUUUAACAGAUAACCACUAACAGCACUGACUUCAACAUUGUGCUGAAUUGCUGUAACGAACAUCUGAGAAUUCCUGCCUUUCCUCACCCUCUUUAUUUAUUUGUUUUUGAAAUGAGAAACCAUUGAUGCAGACCUAUUGCUGAGAAUCGUCCGUGGUCAAAUGCUUCUAACUUUGUGACCGUGGAGAAGUGCAAAUAGCAGCCAACACCAAUGCUGUUUAAGCAACCUUUUUGAUGGAGUGCUUUCAGUGUGUGAAUUAGCUGCCGUUAGCUUUUACCUGAAGUACCCUUGACUCCUCAUUCAGCAGCCUUACAUGCUGGAAGGCUUUUACCAGUGGUUUAGACCAUAUAUAUAUAUGUCAGCUGUGGAACUCUGUUUUGAUGAUAUCAAAUGUUCUGAAAUGGGUCACAGUAUGGGUGUUUCAUUUAAUUCAUUGCAUUUCAGAUUGGGGAUCACAGGCCCAAAAGGCUUUAUUUAAGGGGCUGUUUUUCUGACUGCGUGUGAUUAAAUACUUUCUCCUGCAAUGAAAGUAAUUAAACUGUCUGUGAGGAUGUAAAUCUGAGUCCUGCAGGCUUUAUUGGAAAGCUCAUUCUUGCGAUGUCCAAGGAAAGUUGGACUGUGUAGAAACACUGAGGUCCAUAUUUGAAAAAAUUCCUGAAAAUGCUCAUUGUAACAACUUGAAAUGCUGGAAGUGUUCCAAAUGCACAGCCUGGAGUUGGCAGGUUUCUCCAGGCAGAGCCUUGGUGGGGGCUGUAUGCAGAGGCUAACUUGAACACAUGUAGAUUCAGGACUUAACUGUGCUGGUGCACUGCAACAGACACAUCUUGGGAGGGGAUCUUUUGCCAAUGACUGCAGACCCAAAUGUUACACUGUGUGACAGUGAAGAUGAGAACUUGUUUUUCCUGGAGGAAUUUCAUCCACAUACAGUCUUCCUGGUAACUUUGUAACAAAAAAAAAAAGCUUUGCAUUAAUAUUUGUUCAGAUAUUUCAUGAAGUAAUGGGACUAAAGUCCAAUAAAUAUUUUUGGUGCUG